UAUCGUCCGAUAACGCCGUAGUCGACAGUCGUUAUAAUAAUAUAAUAUUUUCCCCCGACCGACGACGAUUCGACCAUAUGCCGCGUCGUCCGCUGUCGCUGUGAGAUCGGCCGCGCGCGUCACUACUACUACUACUUCUGUCGUAGUACUAUCAUAUACAUCGGCAUCGGCACGCCGUCGCCGCCCGUUUCGCAUUCAAGCAGCCGCGCCACACGUCUUCGGCACCGCAGUGCCGACCGACCACACAGCGCACAGGUACGCCGCCGCCGAGUGCAGUGAACUUGAUCGAUUACGUCAGCGCGCGUCGUCGUUAGCCUACUGCUGCUGCUGCCGCCGCCGCCGCCUCUAUAUAGUUCGCCCCUUUUUUAUCUCUCUUUUUUUUUUCCCACGCACACACACACGCGCGCGCGCUUUCGCGUAUUAUACAUAUCUGUAUACGUGUGCACGCGUAGUAAUAACAUUGCAAUAGUAAUAAUCAUAAUAAAUAAUAAUAAUAAUAAUAAUAAUAUAAAUAUAAAUAAUAGUAAUACAAUACGCGCGCUCGUUUUCUCGUCGUGUGUUUAUUAUCAAUAUAAAGACGAUCGGUGUCGAUCGCAAAUCGAAUCGCAAAAGCGUCUCGUGCCGCCCGUCCGUCCGUCUUUGUUCGACCGCCCGACGUCGACGCGCAUCGCGCAAACGGUUCGCCGCGGUUUUUCGCGUGUGCCGCCGACAACGUCAAGCAGCAGUCUCUCUCUGUCGCUCUCCCGAGCACAACGGACCAUUACGUUGCCCGCACCCGGUCCCAGACCCAUCCGAAUCGCCGCCCCGACCGAUCGCGAAAACCUUCCGGAAAAUCGUCGUCGUCGUCGUCAUUCUCUAAUAAGCAUAAUAAUUAUAUAUUAUAGUCCCGUAGCGUCUCGUGUGCACAGGAAGAGGGCCGCCACUUCCGAACGUCGUAUUAUUCAUCAUCGUUCCGUGUUAGAAAUUAUUCAAAAUUCCGGUCCCGACGAAGAACUGCGCCUUUUCCGGCCGAAACGACGACGGCAGGAUGAACACGAAGAGAAAAAGUCGCGCCAACACCAACAGCACCGGGACGAGAGCUCCUCGGGCCAGAGCCUCAUCUUCAGGCGGAAAUGGAGUUAACGCCCAAAUAUCCGGUGCUGAUGGAAUAUAUUUAAAUGAAACAUUUAUGCAUCGUGUUACUAGUUUAAUUGGACUAGAAGUCGAAAUAGUAACUCAUUCUAAAGAGAUGUAUUCGGGUAUUUUGCGCACAUUCUCUAGCAAUUUUGAUGUUGUAUUAGAACUACCGCACAGGACUGACCCUCCCCCAUCAAGUCAAGCUAUAGGUUUAAAGAUUGUAGCUGAUAAAAUGAUAUUUAAAUUUGACAGUAUAGUAAAAAUUGCUGCGUAUGAAACAGAUUUAGAUAGUAUGACUCGAAAUACAUUCCAAACUGAUACAACUAUUAGUAAAUAUAAUGGACAACCUUCAGGUGAAAAAGUAUUGGAAAUGUGGGAGCCACCAUCUAUGAAUGGUGAUAUGGAUGACUUUGAUUUAAGUUCUGGAAAUAAUAAUGCUAAUGGUUGGGAUGCUGAUGACAUGUUUAGAAGAAAUGAGCAAGAACAUGGUGUAACAUCUUCUUUUGAUCAAAAUUUAAGUGGUUAUACAACAGAAAUACGAACAGAUUUAUCAAAUUUCAAAAAUGAAGAAGCAAAAGCUGCUCGUUUAGCUCGAGAAAUUGAAAGUAAUCCAAGUUCUCAAAAUAGAGCCAAUUUAGAAAAUGGCGAUGAAGAAGAAAGGUUUGCUGCUGUUUCAAGACCAGCAAGUGAGAUGUCAAAUAAUCACAAUGAUAGCAAAUAUAAUAUGUCUGGACGUCGUAAACCUGGACCACAGCAGCCAGCCAACAGUGCAUAUGGUUUGUUUAAUAGAAACCGUAAACACCCAGAAAAAUAUUCUAGCAGUGGAUCUAAUGAGCGAUGGGAAUGUGUUUCUGGUUCAGGGACAAAAAAUAGCAACCAGAAUCGAGGACAUGCUCAUCAGCAAAAUGGUAACAGCAACGUUGUGAACAAAUCCACUUUGCCUCCUUAUCACAACAGUGCUAAUCAAACAUAUGCUGCCAAUAGUCGUGAAUCACCAGUUUCUGUCAACGGCCAAAGUGAUAAGCGAACAACAGCUCCUAUUAAUAACCGUAGAGAAACUUCUUCUUCUGGUUCAAGACAUGUGUCUGGUCGUAAUAAUUAUUCAUCUAAUGACAAUCAAUCCCUACCUUCUUCAUCAAGAUCAUCUCCACCAACAGUUCAAGGCCAUCACAAUCAAGUAGCAAGUGUGCCUCCUCCUAGAUAUCAAACAGCCACUUACACUCAACAGACGAGUACAACAAAUUCUCGUCCUAAUGUUAGUACAUCAUAUGCUGCAGCAGCUGAUAAAUCUGUGCCAAAAACACAACAACCUCCUCCACCUAUUAGAGUAAGGGAUGAAAGUCUUAAUUCUGAACUGAAGCGAUUUAGUACAGACUUUAAUUUAUCUUCACCAUCCCCACAAAGUAACCCUAGAGUUACUUCACCUGCAUCAGUUGUAUCUGAAAUACCUAAACAGCAUGCUGCUCAAAUACCACAUUCUGAGCCACCUCCAUCUGUACAGGAAGUACCACAUGUACCUGAAGAAGUGACUGAAUCUCCUGUAUCACCUCCACAAACAUUAUAUAAACUUCAAGAAGUGCAGAUUGAAAAAAAUGUAGAAAAUUUAAAAAAAGAUCAAACUGAAAAAACUUUAGAAGAAAAUAUAACUCAGUUGCCAGAUAAAACGGUUGUACAGACAUCGAAGCUCAAUCCUAAUGCCAAAGAAUUUGUUUUUAACCCAAAUACUAAACCUUUUAUUCCACGUUCACCUAGUACUCCAAAUUCGUCUAGACCAAUGACCCCUCAAACGCCAACAACAAAUAUAGUUGCUACAACUAAUCAACAUCAACAAAUGAUUCAAGCACAACAUGGACCAGCAAUAGCUAUUCCAGCUGCUUAUCAUCAUCACCAUCAUCAACAUGCACCUGGUACGGGGCAGAUGGUUACACAUCAAGCACCGCCUCAUCCCCAUCCAGCAUUCACCAUGUUACCUACUGUAUUUGUUACUUCAAAUUCUGCAUUCAAUCAUCAUCCUCACUCAAUGCCCCCACAACCACCUAAUCAAGCAGGACGAUUCCGUAAAAUGACUGUGGGAAUGUCUCAUAGAAGUGAUAUAGCUUCACAAAUUCAAGUAGCUGCUGCAACUGGACAACCCCUUUUGGCACCAGCGCCACUUCAAGCACAAUUUGCUGUACCAGGAUAUAGUCCCCAACCUAUGCCCACACCUCAAGCUUAUCAACAAGUUCAGAUGGUUCGUAUGGUGCCACAGCAAGGAGGAGGCAUGAUGCCUACUUUAGUGCCUACUUCAAUAGCCUACCAUCCAGCUAAUGCAGGUCAGUUAAGUCAAAUGGAAAGUGGUGUACCCCAAGGUCCACCUUCUUACCAUCACCAUCAUCAUCACCAAGCAUCACAACAUCAUAUAAUGAAUCAACAACAGACUGCCCAGUCUCCGGCACCACAGCCCGGGCCACCACAAACGCCUGGACAGUCUCAAACUCCAGUUAAUUUCCAACAACCUCCACCCCAACAAUCACAACCCCCUCCUUUCCCAGCAGGUACUACAAUUAUGUGUCCUAUUUUGCCGACACCUACUGCUUCACAACAGCCAUCUGCACCUAAUACACCUGGUUCUGCACCUCCAAUGCAACAACCUCCCCCACAGCAGCACCAACAAUAUAUUUCCCAUCCACACCAGCAUCAUCAAGCAGCAUCAGCGCAAGCGCCUCAUGGGCAAUACCAUUUAUAUUCAACCAUUCGGGAGUCAUGAGAUACAGCCAACUCAUUCAAUCCUAGUCCACAUUUAGUAAGAGCAAUAAAAAAUUUCUCGGCGUUUAUCAAGUCAUACAAAUCAAUUGUCAGUUCAACCGAAAAAUCUUGAUUGUCAAGAAGCUUCAAGCUCAAAAUUUACCAUCAUCUAUGGUUACAAUGAUAUAAUAACUAUGAGCUAGCUUUGGCUAAAUGUUGUUCAGUAACUGUUAUUUAUUUAUUAUUAUUAUUUUCUCGUUCUUUACAAAUGAUUAUUAUUAAUUUUAUUAUUUUUUCCAUUGAGAAUCCUUCAGAGGCUACUUCAGUUUAUUUGUUAUGCCAGUAUGAAAAGAAAAUUCUAGAACAUUUAUUAAUUCGUAUAUAAAUAUAUAUAAUAUUGUGACCCGAUUAAUGUUUUUAGUUUUCAUUCAUUUUUGCAUAUGACAUCUUGUUGGCAAUAUAAAAUUGAAAUUAUAAAUUCAGCUGUUAUAAAUACAGUUGUUAACAAUAUCACCUUAUAUAUAUUAUAUAUACAUUAUUCAUAUAUAUAUAUAUAAAUAUACAUAUAUUAAAAUAUAUAUUUAUGAAUAUUGUGUCAGUUACAUUGUUCUAACUUAACUACACUCCUUGGCUGAUGUUUCUUUUAUAAGAAGAAAAUAUCAUUCUGGGAUAUGUGAUAUUUAGCUGAAAUUAUAAUUUUUACAUUAAAAAUUACCAGUAGGCAGAGACCAAAAUCUUGUUAUAUUAUCUCUGAUUACUGGCGAUUCAUUUUGAAAAUAAUUGUAUUGUGAUUUUUUCUUCUUUUUUUUUUUAGUCUUGUUACAAAUUUGUUUUAAAUUAAUUUGCCGUAUGAUAUAUAAAUUGCUCGACUUUUCUAUUUAGUUUUAACAAAUUGUUAGAUUGGCCGCAGCGUGAUCGCAAUCUGAAAAAAAAUAUUUUGUUAGUUUUUUGGGAGUAAUUUAUUUAGUAGAAUUUGUUUUAAAUAUAAUAUAAAUGUACAUGCUGCGGCCAACCUUGGACUUUCAUAAACAAAAUGUAUUGAAAUCUACGAGAAAAAUUGUUAAACGCUGCGAGACCUUGUUAAAGUUUUAUAUAAAAGUCUUAUUUUGUACAUUUUGUAAUGCCACGUUCAGUAAAUAAAAUAUUAAACUGUCUCCCGAAAUUAUUGUAAUGUUUUUGUUUUUGAUAUGCUAUAUAAUUGUUCAUAAAUCAUAAUGCUAAUUCAGUAAAAAUUAGAAACUCAUUUUUGAUUUUGCUAUCCAUUUGAACUAAUUACUCCUUUAUAACACCUUAAAUGUAUCAAUUUGAACAAUAUUUGAGUUUAAAAGCAAUGAAUAUGUUAAGUUUACAUGAUUUUUUCAGCGUAGUAGAACUGUUCCUCACUUUAACUUGAUAAAGGUAGUGGCAAUGCUCAAGACGAUAAAAAGUAAUUAAAUAAAUCUAAGUUGUAAUA
Molecule: messenger RNA, 5293 nt
Organism: Metopolophium dirhodum (rose-grain aphid)
Lineage: Eukaryota; Metazoa; Arthropoda; Insecta; Hemiptera; Aphididae
Product: ataxin-2-like protein
Exons: 13
Coding region: 1028-3862 (944 amino acids)
Biological process (GO): cytoplasmic stress granule assembly
Cellular component (GO): cytoplasmic stress granule
Molecular function (GO): RNA binding
Source: RefSeq, a predicted model, not a curated record